Messenger RNA from Penicillium oxalicum, 492 nucleotides. RefSeq names its product tautomerase family protein. Bases 1 to 492 code for a protein of 163 amino acids. The record is from RefSeq and is a predicted model, not a curated record. Lineage: Eukaryota; Fungi; Ascomycota; Eurotiomycetes; Eurotiales; Aspergillaceae. The transcript has a single exon.
AUGCCCCUCUGGCAGAUCUACCACCCCCCGGGUACUUUCGAAGAUGCCUCAUCCAAAGAGUCCUUCGCCAAGGACAUCACCCAAAUCUACACAUCCGUGGGCCUACCUGCCUUCUACGUCGUCGUGCAAUACCAUAAGAUCGACAACCACAACGUCUUUAUCGGUGGAGAUUCACUCUCCCAAGCAAGCGAGGUUCGCCAAAAGCCGUUUAUUCGUCUGGUCGUGGACCAUAUCGCCGUGAGAUUGCCGGAUGAUGAUGCGCUUUACGCGCGGACGACGACGCGGAUCGAUUCAGUGCUCCGGCCGCAUUUGUUGGAGAAGGGGUUCGAUUACGAGUAUCAUGUUGAUGAGACGGAGAGGAGGCUGUGGAAGAUUAAUGGAUUGAUUCCGCCACCGCAUAAGAGUUCGGAGGAGAGGGUUUGGUUUGAGGAAAAUCGGCCGUUGCCGUGGGAUGGGGCUUAUCCGGCAAAGACACUGCGGCAGUCGUUGUGA